AUGGCGCCUGCUGCCAGCCACACCAUCAUGGACGCAAUCCGCUCACACGUACUCACCGUCGAAACAGCGAAAACGCUCGUGUUCUGGACCCUCGUCUGCCGCCAGUGCGUCCGGAUUGUGCGACACCUCCGCGCAAGGGGUCUCCUCACGGCCGCGCGCGAGGCCUAUCUUGCGACGGUCCAGCGAGGGUUCGGGUUGAUGAUGCUUCUCCCGUCGGUGCGGAACAAGGUGGCGGGAGAGCUGGAUAAGGUGACGCUUGAAUUGGAGGAGAAGCUCGCCCCAAAACACCCCGACGCACCGUCCUUCCGCUCGCUCCCCGACAAAGGUCUCUCGGCGGAAGACGUCUCGACAGCCCUCACCAAGAUGAGCGAGUUGCCGAACACAAAGUGGGAGAACGGGCGUGUCAGUGGAGCAGUCUACCAUGGCGGUAAGGACAUGGGCGAGAUCUGGAAGGAGGCGUUUGGAAAGUUUGAAGUGGCGAAUCCGUUGCACGCGGACGUCUUCCCAGGCGUCCGACAGAUGGACGCCGAGAUUGUCUCGAUGUGUCUCUCGCUGUACAACUCGCCCCUGCCCGCCUCUACAAUCGACGAAUACGGCGGCGCGGGCACGACGACCUCGGGCGGGACAGAGAGUAUCCUCAUGGCUUGCAAGGCGUAUCGAGACCGUGCGAGGGCAGAGUACGGGAUCACCGAGCCCGAGAUGAUCGUCCCUAUCUCCGCCCACGCCGCGUUCGACAAAGCCGCUCACUACUUCAACAUCAAGAUCCACCACAUCCCCGUCGACCUCAAGACGCGGCGGGUGCAGAUCAAGAAGGUUCGGCGGGCUAUCAACCCGAACACGAUCUUGCUCGUCGGGUCGGCACCUAACUUCCCUGAUGGCGCUAUCGACGACAUCCAAGCCUUGUCGGACCUCGCAGUCAAGUACCGCCUCGGCCUGCACGUCGACUGCUGCCUCGGCUCGUUCCUCGUUCCCUUCCUCGAGCGGGCGGGGUACCAGUCCGUCCCUUUCGACUUCCGUGUUCCAGGCGUGACGAGCAUCUCCUGCGACGUCCACAAGUACGCAAUGGCACCCAAGGGAGCGAGCGUCAUCAUGUACCGCUCGAAAGCGCUGAGGAAGUACCAGUACGAAGUCAUCACGACUUGGCCGGGCGGAGUGUACGCGACGCCUUCGAUGGCUGGGUCUCGACCAGGCGCGAUCCUCGCCGGCGCAUGGGCAUCUCUCGUCCACAUGGGCCUAGAUGGCUACACCGCAUCCUGCCACUCCAUCGUCGGCGCCGCGAAGCGCAUCGUACACGGUAUCCGGAAGGACUUUCCCGAACUCUACGUGCUGGGAGACCCGCUCGUUAGUGUAGUUGCGUUUGGGAGUAAGACGGAGGGACAGGGGAAUGGGCUGGGAAGGGUGCCGAUUUACGAGGUUGGAGACAGGAUGUCGAAGAUGGGGUGGCACCUCAACGCCCUCCAGAACCCUCCGGCGCUGCACAUCGCCUGCACGCGCCUCACCGUUCCCGUCGUUGACGACUUGCUGCGCGACUUGCGUGCGGCGGUCGACGAGGUCAAGGCGAUGGAGGAGGCGGGCAAGGGAAGCAUGGUGAUGCUGUAUGGACUCGGAUCGAGCAGCGCGGUCGGUGCGGGAUUGGUAGGCGAGAUGGCGUCUCGCUACAUGGACGUUUUGUAUGCCUAG
Rhodotorula toruloides NP11 is the source of this 1680-nucleotide messenger RNA. RefSeq names its product sphinganine-1-phosphate aldolase. Gene Ontology annotation, molecular function: pyridoxal phosphate binding; sphinganine-1-phosphate aldolase activity. Lineage: Eukaryota; Fungi; Basidiomycota; Microbotryomycetes; Sporidiobolales; Sporidiobolaceae. The coding region runs from base 1 to 1680 and encodes 559 amino acids. Gene Ontology annotation, cellular component: endoplasmic reticulum. The record is from RefSeq and is a predicted model, not a curated record. The transcript has 13 exons. Gene Ontology annotation, biological process: sphingolipid catabolic process; carboxylic acid metabolic process.